This is a messenger RNA of Sabethes cyaneus, 807 nucleotides long. RefSeq names its product acidic proline-rich protein PRP25-like. The transcript has a single exon. Lineage: Eukaryota; Metazoa; Arthropoda; Insecta; Diptera; Culicidae. The record is from RefSeq and is a predicted model, not a curated record. The coding region runs from base 1 to 807 and encodes 268 amino acids.
AUGAAAAUACUCCUAUUAGUGUGCCUGCUUUUAGCAGGUACUAUUUCUGGAAAGUCUCUUAAUCGACCCGGAUAUUUGCGGCUGCUCGAUGACGAUUCAAAUCUGGAAGUAGCGAACAGUAAUGAGGCGGGCGAUGAGAACCAAUCGGAAGAAUUACUUCCACCGGCGGUAGAUAGUGAAGAAGUUUCUGCUCCCCCUCCUGGUAGCGAAGAGACCACUCAACAACCACCGAGCGGUUCAGAUGAAGAACAACCUCCUCCACCGGAUGGAUCCGACGAAGAACGACCACCGGCACCUGAUGGUUCUGAUGAAGAGCGACCGCCACCACCUGAUGGCUCUGACGAAGAACGCCCGCCACCACCUGAUGGAUCCGACGAAGAACGUCCACCUCCGGGUGGAGACGGAGAACGUCCACCUCCUCCAGGUGGCGAUGGACAAUUUCCUCCUCCGGGUGGGGAUGCUGAACGUCCACCGCCGGGUGGAGAGGGACAACUUCCCCCUCCGGGUGGGGACGGACAACGUCCACCGCCGGGUGGCGAGGGACAACUUCCCCCUCCGGGUGGCGACGGACAACGUCCACCGCCGGGUGGGGAGGGACAGCUUCCCCCUCCGGGUGGAGAUGGACAACGUCCACCGCCGGGUGGAGAGGGACAACUUCCCCCUCCGGGCGGUGACGGACAACUACCACCUCCGGGUGGAGAUGGCCAGCGACCUCCGCCAGGUGGAGAAGGAAACAUUCCAUGCCCUCCUAACGGCGAAGAAUCUGGUUCUAACAUCGUUAACGUUAACGUCAAUAUUAAACUGUAG